AUGGAAAACUACUGGAUAGAUAUCACAGCACCCUCGGUCUCUGAAAUGAAGGUGAUCAGCAAGAUCUUUCGUAUCCAUCCUUUGAGCACCGAGGAUAUUCUGUCCCAAGAAACGCGUGAAAAGUGCGAUAUAUUCCGUACCUAUCUAUUUGUGUGCUAUCGAGCGUUUGUGCAUGACGGACACGUGCUGAGGCCAGUCAGCUUUUAUAACAUCAUCCAUAAGCAAAGUGUCCUCACGUCGACAAUCACUCUAAUAGAAGCUCUUGCUUAUCCCCUUUUCUCCACUUUCUACACACAGUUUCACUUCAGCCAUGUACCGCAACUGCAGCACGUGUAUCAAAGGGUGGAGCAGAUGCAGGAUUUUAUUGUGGUAGCGCCCGACUGGAUCAACUAUGCCAUACUGGAUGUCAUCACUGACCAGUUUGCUCCUCUGAUCCACCAAAUUGAAGCCGAGGUCGAUGAAAUAGAUGAUCCAGCAAUGCUACUUCAAAUCAAUGAUGACGAAACAGAAAUGGUACUUCGUAUUGGAAAUUGUCGCAAACGCGUCAUGCAGAUGCAUCGUUUGCUCGGUACCAAGGCAGACGUAGUACGCGCCCUGAUCAAGCGAUUGGAUGAUACGGCUGCUCUUGCAAACAGCAACAAUAGCAGUAAUAAUAACAGCACAUCGACGUCAACGGCAACCAGUAAUAGUAGCACACCGUCUACCUUGACGCCUGAUUCAGCUAUCUCCUCAUCAAAUACUAGAUACCAUCACCAUCACCAUUACCAUCACAAAAGAGCUGGGUCAGGGUCAUCAUUAGGAUAUAUACGAUCACCCCCAUCUCGACGCUACACUUUGGAUGAUGAGGAGCAAGAAGGCGAUAAAAUCUUUCCUGAUGUGGCGCUAUACCUCGGUGAUGUACAAGAUCACCUUAUCACCAUGUUACAAAAUCUGAGCCAUUAUGAAACGGUGCUUGCACGCGCCCACUCUAACUACCUUGCGCAAAUUUCGAUCAAGCUUUCCCAAACGUCGAAUUCUACAAACUAUGUCAUUGGUCGCCUCACUGUCUUUGCCACCAUCUUGAUGCCAAUGAAUCUCGUAACAGGUUUAUGGGGUAUGAACGUCAAAGUGCCAGGUAAAGACUAUGACGAUUUACUAUAUUUCUUCUGGAUCGUUUCGAGUUUGGCCGUCUUUGCCAUUGGCUCCUUUACUAUUGCUCGGCGUUUUCAGUUUUUUUGA
Messenger RNA from Zychaea mexicana, 1218 nucleotides. RefSeq lists its product as uncharacterized. NCBI's taxonomy places the organism in Eukaryota, Fungi, Mucoromycota, Mucoromycetes, Mucorales, Lichtheimiaceae. The record is from RefSeq and is a predicted model, not a curated record. The transcript has 4 exons. Gene Ontology annotation, biological process: magnesium ion transmembrane transport; intracellular magnesium ion homeostasis. Bases 1 to 1218 code for a protein of 405 amino acids. Gene Ontology annotation, molecular function: magnesium ion transmembrane transporter activity. Gene Ontology annotation, cellular component: membrane.